AUGAGUAAGGUGGAGAAAAAGCGUCCUGUAAUUGCAGGCAGAGAAAAAGGGCCUGGACCUGGGCGUUAUGCACUCCCUCCCACCAUUGGAUUUAUUGGCCAUGACUUCACCAAGCCAACUAGCCCUGCUUAUUCUUUCCAUGGCAGGAUGAGCAACAACAUGUACUGUAUUGACUCCAGUCCUGGGCCUCAGUAUUAUGUUGAUGCAAAAAUCACUCGCUUUGGGAGGGAUGGCAACCCGUCAUACUCAAUGCUUGGCAGGAUGAAAGCGCCAAAGGAGAUAUUCCAGACGCCUGGACCAGGUGCAUACACCCCAGAGAAUGCCCCGCCAUGCAACCUCCAGCGCAGACCCCCUUCUUACACAAUGGGCUCUCGUACACGCUACCGCCCCAUUGACUCAGUACCUGCCCCGAACAAGUACUCUCUCCCUUCACUCAUGGGCCCCCAAGUCCCCAACAAGCAAGCCAGUGCUAGCUAUACAAUGUCAGGUCUUUACAGGACAGGGGGACCAUCUGAGGAUUUAUCUAAGACACCAGGGCCUUGUAGGUACAACAGCACAAACCCAGAUGUGUAUUUGCCCCGACAGCCAGCGUUCUCCAUGCUGGGGCGUCACAGCUUACCCCGAGAUGUCACCAAGAAGCCUGGUCCUGGAACUCACAACCCAGAAAAGGUGACAGUCAACAAGGUCCGGGCCCCAGCCUACUCUCUGGGCAUCAGACACUCCGAGUUUGUCACCCCACUAGUUGUCAAUGUAGCUGACUGA
Myripristis murdjan (pinecone soldierfish) is the source of this 762-nucleotide messenger RNA. RefSeq names its product CIMAP1 family member D (gene cimap1d). The coding region runs from base 1 to 762 and encodes 253 amino acids. Gene Ontology annotation, cellular component: cytoskeleton. The record is from RefSeq and is a predicted model, not a curated record. The transcript has 4 exons. Lineage: Eukaryota; Metazoa; Chordata; Actinopteri; Holocentriformes; Holocentridae.